ACGUACACUUUAAUUCCCGUGCUUGCUGAUCCCACGUACUCUCCCCUUUCCUUUCGCGCGUAUUUAGGGUUUGCUCGGCGCUCCGCUAGGGUUCUUCACGGCGUCGGCUGCUAGGGUUUUGUCGCUCUCCCACCGUGAGGAAUCGGCGUUGGAAAUGGCGCCGCCGCAGCCGAACUCGGGCCUCUUCGUUGGGCUCAACAAGGGGCACAUCGUCACUAAGCGGGAGAUUCCCCCUCGCCCUUCUAGCAGGAAAGGGAAAACUAGCAAGAGGGUGCUUAUGGUGAGGAGCUUGAUUAGGGAAGUUGCUGGAUUUGCUCCUUACGAGAAGCGAAUUACUGAGCUUCUGAAAGUUGGAAAGGACAAGCGUGCGCUGAAGGUGGCAAAGAGAAAGCUUGGUACACACAAGAGAGCAAAGAAGAAGCGUGAAGAGAUGGCUAAUGUUCUCAGAAAGAUGAGAUCUGCUGGAGUGUCCGAGAAGAAGAAAUAAAACCCUAGCAAGAUCAUGAUAGUUUUUAGGCAAUGGUGUAAUUUCGGCCUAUGAGAUGUAGAACUUGGUGAAGACCUUAGUUUUGGUCACAAGUGUAUUUUAUUUUCGAAUAUGCUGUAAGAAUGUUAAGCUCUACGCUUUGGUUUUUGUUUUCAUGUUCAGCAUUUCUGUUUCUAUUGGAAGAUUGUGGUUUGGCUUUAUUAUUAUCCUUUCAGAGCUUCAGAGCUUUGUUCCCUUUGA
Ananas comosus (pineapple) is the source of this 727-nucleotide messenger RNA. Its product is annotated as 60S ribosomal protein L36-3-like. Gene Ontology annotation, cellular component: ribosome; cytosolic large ribosomal subunit. Bases 155 to 487 code for a protein of 110 amino acids. The transcript is spliced from 4 exons. Lineage: Eukaryota; Viridiplantae; Streptophyta; Magnoliopsida; Poales; Bromeliaceae. Gene Ontology annotation, biological process: cytoplasmic translation. Gene Ontology annotation, molecular function: structural constituent of ribosome. The record is from RefSeq and is a predicted model, not a curated record.